AUGAAUUCACAUUUCUUAACGAAUGAUCUCAUCCUGGAGGUUUUGUCAAGAUUGCCUUUAAAGUCAGUCGCGAGGUUUCAUUGCGUGUCAAAGCGGUGGGCAUCAAUGUUUGGUAGUCCAUAUUUCAAAGAGUUGUUCCUGACCAGAUCCUCUGCUAAGCCACGCCUCUUAUUUGCCAUCGUACAAAACGGUGUGUGGAGAUUCUUUUCAUCUCCUCGGUUAGAGAAGUCGUCGUCGACUCUUGUAGCAACCGCUGAAUUUCAUAUGAAGUUAUCUCCAAACAAUCUACGAAUCUAUCAUGAUAAUACCCCAAGAUAUUUUUCAAUUGGUUACGCCUCUGGCUUGAUCUAUUUAUAUGGUGAUCGAUACGAGGCUACACCUCUGAUAUGUAACCCCAACACAGGAAGGUAUACGAUCUUACCUAAGUGCUAUACUUAUAGAAAGGCGUUUAGCUUUUUCGGGUUUGACCCAAUUGACAAGCAGUACAAGGCAUUGUCCAUGAUCUAUCCAUCUGGUCCUGGUCACAGUAAAAUUCUUACUUUUGGAGAUGGGGAUAUGAAUUGGAAAAAGAUAAAAUAUCGUGUACUACAUGAUAUUUACAGUCAAGGGAUAUGCAUCAAUGGUGUUUUGUAUUACUUAGGUGACACGUCAGAUUGGGAUAAUGAUCAUGAUGUAACGUCUGGUAAUGUGUUAGUUUGCUUUGAUUUAAGAUCCGAAAGUUUCACCUUUAUUGGCUUAGAAUGUGGUCAAUUGAUAAACUAUAAGGGCAAAUUAGCUGUAAUUUUUUGGGAUGAUGUGGAUGAUGAUGAUGUGAAAGAUGAUGCCAUUGAUGAGAUGCAUGUGUGGGUUCUAGAGGAUGUCGAGAAAAAGGAAUGGUCGAAAUAUGCCUACACUUGGACCGAGGAUAAAUUAUACCGUUCUCAGGUUUCCGUGGUUGGAAUGACUGCUUCGGGUGAAAUAGUGUUUUCGAUGCGCAAGUAUACAUCUGAACAACCGUUUUAUGUUUACUACUUCAAUCCCGAAAGGAACAAUCUCCGACGUGUUGAAAUCCAAGGUUUUGAAGCGUUUACUAAAUUUGGUACAGUUUACACCUUUGUAGAUCACGUAGAGGAUCUUAAUGUUUACAAUUUAAAACAUUUCAAGUCAGUCCAUCCUCCAUCGGUGCAGCCAGAAUAUGAUGAAUCAGAUUCAGAAUCAGAAGAAGAUAGAGAGAUUAUCAUUUAG
This is a messenger RNA of Arabidopsis thaliana (thale cress), 1224 nucleotides long. RefSeq names its product F-box and associated interaction domains-containing protein. The coding region runs from base 1 to 1224 and encodes 407 amino acids. Lineage: Eukaryota; Viridiplantae; Streptophyta; Magnoliopsida; Brassicales; Brassicaceae. The record is from RefSeq and is marked reviewed. The transcript has a single exon.